AUGAAAGUGGCGGUCGUCGACCGCACAUCAGAAUUAGGGGAGGUGGGCGCAGGGCUUCAAAUCGCCGCCAACGGUACGCAUGUCCUUGAGAGAUUGGGGCUUGGCGCCGAGCUGGAAAGUAUCGGGUUUCGGCCGGAAGCGGCAACUCUGCGCUUGGGCCAAUCGGGCCGCACCAUCUUUUCAAAUCCUCUGGGGGAGGCGGCGCGCGCGCGCUAUGGCGCCUGGUACUAUCAUGUUCACCGCGCAGACCUGCAUCGGAUAUUGGCAGAAGCCGCCAGCGCCAAUUCCAACAUCGAUCUGCAAUUGGGCAAGGCCCUCACGGAAUUCGUGGAGAAUGCGGGAUCAGUAUCGGCCGGUCUGUCAGACGGAACCUCAAUAAGCGGCGCAGCACUUGUUGGUGCCGAUGGCAUCCACUCAAGCGUGCGUGAAGGCCUGUUUGGCAAAGACGCUCCGCGUUUUACCGGAAAUGUCGCUUGGCGCUUGCUUGUGCCGACUGCAAGUCUCCCCGCUGGCCUCAUUCCACCGCAUGCCACUGUGUGGACGGGGCCGAAGGGACACGCAGUCACCUAUUAUGUGCGCGGUGGUGAGCUUGUGAACUUUGUCGGUGUCGUCGAGCGCAAAGACUGGCAGGUGGAAGGCUGGCUUGAGAGCGGGGACAUCAGCGAAUUGAAACGGGACUUUGCACUUUGGUGCUCAACCGUUCAUCAAUUGAUUGAUGCUGCCGAUGAAGCCACCUGUUUCAAAUGGGCCCUGUUUGACCGUGACCCGCUUCCGUCCUGGUCCAAAGGGCGGGUCACCCUUUUGGGGGACGCAUGCCAUCCGAUGCUGCCUUUCAUGGCGCAAGGUGCGUGCAUGGCAAUUGAAGAUGCCUGGGUGCUCGCCACCGAGUUGGGUAAGGCAGAUGACCCCGCCCAAGCCUUCCCCGCUUAUGAGGCACAGCGCAAAAAGAGAACCGCCCGAGUUCAGAUGGCGGCACGUGCCAAUGCGAAAAGGUUCCACAAGGGAGCUCCAGCGGGCCAGAUUGCAACCUACGGUCCUAUGUGGCUUGCGGCACGGGUUAAGCCGGACCUCCUCAACAAGCCCUUUGAUUGGAUCUACGGGGCGAACGUCGCCGACGCCUAG
Molecule: messenger RNA, 1122 nt
Organism: Effrenium voratum
Lineage: Eukaryota; Dinophyceae; Suessiales; Symbiodiniaceae
Source: the annotation of a GenBank genome assembly